AUGGGCUCCUCGUCUCCUCCUCCUCCUCCUCCUCCUCAUUGUCUUCUUAUAACUCUCACGCUGUUGUUCUUGACUCUCUCACGUGCCCUUCCGGCUACCGCUCUGAAAGGUGUCGACCUUGGAAAUCCAACUAUAGCUGUCAAUCCAUCCUUACUGAUUGGACGCUUGCCUAUCAGUAGUAAUUCAAAAGAUGCUUUAUACUGUGAACGAGUAAAAGUAAGUGGCCACUCAAGAUUAGAGCUUGGGAGUUAUCCUAGUUCCUUUCGAGUUACUUUGGUUCCAGCUACUGUAAUCCCGGAGAGAUUGCAUGGCAAAAUUCAGGUUUGUUUUCACCGGAAUGCCUCCCUUGGAUUAUGUCAUUGUGAAAAGGAUGAAUGGAAAGCUGUUCAAAAGGGACUGUGGAGCUCUGUCAUGUCACCCUAUGAGGAAAGAUAUGUUGAUGUGAAGUUCACUGGUGAAAUUUCUGGUUCUGUCACAAUCGCUGUUCAAGAAGAUUCGCAGCAAUGGCGCCUCUUGUGUCUAGCAGUGGGGUUUCUUUUAUUACUGCUGGCACCAAUUCUCAGCUGCUGGGUUCCUUUCUAUUAUAGCACCUCGAUGACUAUUGGUGUUUUGGUUGUUGUUAUAAUCAUACUUUUCCAGGGAAUGAAAUUAUUGCCAACUGGAAGGAAAAAUAUCUUCUAUCUUUCCAUAUAUGGAUCAGUGCUUGGAGUUAGCACUUUUGUUUUACAUCACAUUUCGAUGCUGGUAAAUUCCAUUCUCAUCAACUUUGGGCUGAGUAAAGGGAUGCACAAUCCAGUGUAUGUCUCUGUAUUGGUCGGGAUCGUUCUUGCAGGAGCUGCUUUAGGGUACUGGAUUGUGAGGAAAUUUGUGAUAUCAAAAGAUGGAAAUGUAGAUGUUGGUGUAGCCCAGUUUGUGAAAUGGUCGAUGCGCAUCAUUGCAACUAUUUUUAUUUUGCAGAGCACUGUUGAUGCUCCAUUCGCAAUGGCUGCGUUGCUUUCUUCAUAUGCUAUCUGCUUUCUUAUCAAUGCAACGAGUCGGCGUCAUCAAGUGAUGUCAAAGUCACCUAUUGAACAAUUGCCUUCCAACAAUCUUCUUUUUACUCGAUAUUCAUCUGCAAAUGAUGCGGAGCAACUUGUGCUUCAAUAUAUGGAGGACUUGAAUCGCUGCAAAUUGAAGAAAAGGGCGUAUGGCCGUGUCACUUCCAGCACGCCCGUGCUAGAUUCUAAGAAUCUAGGACACGCCUGUGUCAGGUCAAGCACGCCCAUGCCAGCCUUUGAAAGUCCAGGGAACGAGACAUGCUCAAGUCUAAGGAACACAGGCACGCCCGUGCCCCAAUCAGUCUACCCGUGCUAGCCCCUAAGAAUCCAAGCACGCCUGUGCCAACGAGUCCAGUUAUGAUUCGAGUUCCGGCACGUCCGUGUCAUGCCAAGCACGCCCCGUGCUAUCCUCUGGGAGUCCAAGCACGCCCGUGUCGCUGUCCUUACUAGGGUUUUGUUUAAUUACGAUUUUUAGUGAUAUUUUUAGGGUCUAAAUGUUUUAGUCUAAACCUAUAAAUAGGUUAUUUUGUAU
This is a messenger RNA of Jatropha curcas, 1569 nucleotides long. RefSeq lists its product as uncharacterized. NCBI's taxonomy places the organism in Eukaryota, Viridiplantae, Streptophyta, Magnoliopsida, Malpighiales, Euphorbiaceae. The record is from RefSeq and is a predicted model, not a curated record.